Scutellospora calospora is the source of this 793-nucleotide messenger RNA. NCBI's taxonomy places the organism in Eukaryota, Fungi, Glomeromycota, Glomeromycetes, Diversisporales, Gigasporaceae. The record is from the annotation of a GenBank genome assembly.
AUGGUUGGUGAUCACGAUAAAUAUGUCGGGUUGGGGUUGGCUGUCUCUUCUAGUCUGUUGAUCGGCACGUCUUUUAUCAUAACGAAAAAAGGACCUUCUAGUGAAGAUCAUAGUUACCUAACGAAUCCGAUCUGGUGGGCAGGAAUGAGUACAAUGGUAAUUGGCGAAUUACUUAAUUUUGCUGCUUAUUCAUUUGCUCCCGCUAUCCUUGUAACUCCUCUUGGUGCUUUGAGCGUUUUAAUCGGUCUUAUUUUAGAUCCUUUUAUACAACUAUAUGAAAAUUAUGUAAUGAUUAGUGCUGUUUUGGCUUCUCUAUUUCUAAAAGAAAAUCUUGGGACAAUAGGGACUGUGGGUUGUGGCUUAUGUUUAAUUGGUUCGAUAGUUAUUGUAAUACAUUCACCAGCGGAUAGGGAUAUUUUGACUGUUGACGAAAUUCUUGCUUUUGCUCUCCAACCUGGCAAUGUGAACCCUGUAUAUUAUGUAUUUUUCACGACAUCGACUAUAUUUGCUUCUGUUUUAUUGUUUCAAGGAUUCAAUACUAGUCAUGUGGUUAAUGUAAUCAGUUUAUUUUGUGGGUUCUUUACUAUUUUUGCUGGUGUAUUUCUUUUAAAUUCGGCAAAAACCGAUGGACUUUUAACUAGAACAUUACAAAAUGGUAACGGGGUAUUACGAUCAUCAUUAUCAUCAGAUGUACAUGAUCUUAUGACAACUAGAGAUGCUACAUUAUUGAACGCUUUUGAUGAAGAAAGUUUAGCAUUAACACAAUUAAAUGAUAUUUCUGAUUCUGAAGAGG